AUGGCCACGCCGCUCCGGCCCCGCCGGGAGGACCCGGCAGCGCAGCGCUGGGCGGGGGCCGGCGGUCGGGCAGCGGCGCCGCCAGCAGCCGCUACUUCAUGGCCGGGGAGCGGCGGGCGUCCGGCGACGGCCACACACCAUCUGCCUGUGAGAGCUGCGAGGUAUCUGGAUCAAGAGCCGCAGGCAGAACCCCGUGGGAAGGCGCGUGUUAUACUCCACGGCAGGAAGAAGCGCCGAGCUGGGCCAGGACUCGAGAGAAGAGGAGAGAGAAUUGCCAGCGCUUCCCGGCACUCGCCGAUACUCAGGCACCUCGGGUCGCUGCUCGGCUCCAGCCCAGCUCUACCCUCGCGGCGGCCCCCGCUGCGACCCGAAACUAGUCUCGGGGGCGGGUCUGGGUACCGGGGAGCCUUUCUCACCGGCACAGAGAGUUCUCCAAGUUGGGGGCAGAAAGGCCGAAUGAACAAUUUUACCCACAGGGUGAGGGCGCCAGGAGGAGUGCGAAGGUCCUGGGUGUGCCUGUCAGGAAGCCACCGCCAAGCCUGGAUGUCAGACAUUACAGCCUUAGGGAGUUCCAGUCUGUGUGCAGUCCAACCACUGAAGGCUCAAGCUUAGCAUGUACUUAGUGAUGCUAGCCACCCCUACCACUUUGCAUUCACAGGUAAGAAGACUCCUUUCUCCUGGCCUCAGAGCUCCACCUCACCUGAGGUUGGCUGUGCACCCUGGAAGUGUCAUUACAAAACCAGUCCUUAGUGUCCCAGUUUUUCUUUUGUAAAGACUACUUCCAAUUUAAUUGUAAAAUCUCCUUUCCUUCCCUUAUUUCCUCUAGUGCACAAAAGGCUAAGCCAUUGAAAGUUCAAGAGGCUAGAGGAGACCUGCCUGAAUAAAGUUUCUCUUUCUCUUCUCACUAGAAGAAAAAUCGUCUCUGAAAUGAAACCUUAUUAAACUUACAUCCUUUCUGAAUAUGGUAAUCCCUCUGUAUCUAUUAGUUAUUUUAAUUUUAUAUUCAUGAUAGAAUCUUAUUGCAAGAAGUAUCUAGUCAGCUGAUGGGGAUAAAGAGCCCAGUUUCCCCUGGGAAAAAUUCUGGUAGGAAAAAAAAAGAAAAGAAAAAAUUGAGAGAGUUCAUUUACAGGCAGCAGAAUUGGUCUCAGGCAGUGUUAAAAGUAGAUGCAGAUAGACAUUCAUCCAUAAACCUCCCCUUUUCUCAGUUUCCCUUCACAGCAGCCUUGUUCACCUAACACUGCCAAUUCUCCAAGCCAGUCCACCUCACACAAAAGUGUCAGAGUCUUCAGAUGCUGUUGCCUACUAGUUUUUGUCUUGGAAAAGAGUGGCAUUUUGAGCACAAGUAACAGAGUAAAGGAAGCUCCAUGGAGAAUCUUUCUUUCUCGUACUCCUUAUCUUUAGACUAUUCUGGUAGUCA
Messenger RNA from Kogia breviceps (pygmy sperm whale), 1417 nucleotides. The record is from RefSeq and is a predicted model, not a curated record. Lineage: Eukaryota; Metazoa; Chordata; Mammalia; Artiodactyla; Physeteridae.